This is a messenger RNA of Rosa chinensis, 1193 nucleotides long. Its product is annotated as phosphatidylinositol N-acetylglucosaminyltransferase subunit P. The transcript is spliced from 6 exons. Bases 365 to 841 code for a protein of 158 amino acids. The record is from RefSeq and is a predicted model, not a curated record. Lineage: Eukaryota; Viridiplantae; Streptophyta; Magnoliopsida; Rosales; Rosaceae.
CUGGCUGAGAAAAAAAAAAAUACUAUCGCUCACUUUACCGUUGAAAAAUAUAGACUUAGUGAGCACAAUCACCCCUUCUCUGACCACUUUCCCCAAAAACCGAUUUCCAGAGAAGUACGCUUCAUAUGCAAAAGCUCCCAAAACGAGGCUCUACCUCUCCGGACGUCAUUUGAUCAGAUCCUCACCCACUUGACAGAAACCAAGCCUGGCUUUUUUAUCCCGAUUCCCAAGUCUCUAAGGGCUCUCACUGUUCGGGAGUUGCCAAGGACCCGAAUGUUCCUGCAUCUCAGGAAUAAUAUAUGACUUGCAACUGGAUGAAAAAAAGAAAUUCUCAAAACUGUAUUGGAAUCCCAGAACAAAGGGGAUGGAAGACUCAUACUCUAUAUGUAGUCCCAGAAGAAUGAGUGUGUCAAAGAAGAGGAGGGCGGCAACAGUGUCUUUUGCAGAUCCAGAUGUUAAGGCUUCUGGUUUUCAUGGUCCCAAACCUGCUGAAGUUUAUGGCUUUGUAGGUUCCAUCACAACUGUUGUGGCUACAGUUAUAUUCUUGGUGUGGGCAUAUGUUCCAGAGUCUUGGCUACAUUCAAUCGGAAUCUUUUACUACCCCAGCAGGUACUGGGCAUUGGCAGUGCCAGCUUAUGCAAUGAUGACUGUUGUAUUAGCAUUAGUAUUUUACUGUGGCCUCAACUUCAUGUCCACCCCUCCCCCAUCUUCCUUAUAUACGGUAUAUGAUGAAUUUAGUAGAGAUCCUGUAAGCUCUGCUCGAAUUGCCAAUGAUGAUCAACCCAUUGAACCCAUAUCUGAUAUCAGUAUUGACAGAAUCAAUCGUUCCAUGUUUAAAUAACACAAAGCUCUUUCGGCAUUGCUGAUUUUUAUCCAACUGAACCUUUUUCCUCAAAGAAUGGCAUUGAGUCUUCAAAUUAAUUAAUAUUAGCAAAGAGAGCAAGAGGCAUUAUCAGAACGAGGGCAAGAAGCAUUAUCAGAGAUGUAAAGAGGGCUAGAAGCAUUAUCAGCAAUUCAAAGAGGGGAAGCACUAGCAGUAAUACAAGAGAUAGGGCAACGAAACAUCAUUGGCAAUACAAAGACGGGAACACGCAUUAUCAGUAACGGGCUAUCUGAACAGCAAUUCAUUUGUAUGUAAGCUUGCAUCUUGCUGUGUUGAGAUUUGAGAAGGCAUUAAUGAUCAUUGAUCAGUA